Carassius gibelio (silver crucian carp) is the source of this 5272-nucleotide messenger RNA. RefSeq names its product ATPase H+ transporting V0 subunit a1b (gene atp6v0a1b). The record is from RefSeq and is a predicted model, not a curated record. Gene Ontology annotation, molecular function: proton-transporting ATPase activity, rotational mechanism; ATPase binding. Gene Ontology annotation, cellular component: vacuolar proton-transporting V-type ATPase complex; plasma membrane; vacuolar proton-transporting V-type ATPase, V0 domain. The transcript is spliced from 22 exons. Lineage: Eukaryota; Metazoa; Chordata; Actinopteri; Cypriniformes; Cyprinidae. Bases 166 to 2772 code for a protein of 868 amino acids. Gene Ontology annotation, biological process: vacuolar acidification; proton transmembrane transport.
AUCACGUGACCAGCAGCAGCAGCAGGCGUGACGUCACGUAGCAGGUCUGAUCAUCAUUGCAGAGGUGACCAUAUCUCUUACUGAAGACGUCAAGGACGACUGACCUGUAGCAUCCUGUGGGACUGAUUUCUGAGCCGUGGGUGAGUUCCUGUGGCCUGCAGCAUCAUGGGGGAGUUGUUCCGCAGUGAGGAGAUGACUCUGGCCCAGCUCUUCCUCCAGUCUGAAGCGGCCUACUGCUGCGUCAGUGAACUGGGAGAGCUGGGAAUGGUCCAGUUCAGAGAUCUCAACCCUGAUGUGAACGUGUUUCAGAGGAAGUUUGUGAAUGAAGUGAGACGUUGUGAGGAGAUGGACAGGAAGCUCAGGUUUGUAGAGAAAGAAAUUAAGAAAGCCAACAUUCCAGCAAUGGACACUGGUGAGAAUCCCGAAGUCCCAUUCCCACGAGACAUGAUUGACCUUGAGGCCACCUUUGAGAAGCUGGAGAAUGAGCUCAAAGAGAUCAACACCAAUCAAGAAGCCCUGAAGAAGAACUUUCUAGAGCUGACAGAACUCAAGCAUAUCCUCAGACGUACUCAGCAGUUCUUUGAUGAGAUGGAGGAUCCGAACCUUUUGGAAGAAUCAUCAUCUCUGCUAGACCCCAGUGAGGCUGGUCGAGGUGCCCCACUGCGACUAGGGUUUGUGGCUGGGGUUAUAAACCGGGAGAGAAUCCCCACGUUUGAGAGGAUGCUGUGGAGAGUAUGCCGUGGAAAUGUCUUUUUACGUCAGACAGAGAUUGAGGACCCUCUUGAGGACCCCACAACCGGAGACCAGGUGCACAAAUCUGUGUUUAUCAUCUUCUUCCAAGGAGACCAGCUGAAGAACAGAGUGAAGAAGAUCUGUGAAGGGUUCCGCGCAUCUCUGUACCCGUGCCCUGAGACCCCUCAGGAGAGGAAGGAGAUGGCAGCAGGUGUCAACACCCGCAUUGAUGACCUCCAGAUGGUUCUAAAUCAAACCGAGGACCACCGGCAGAGGGUUUUGCAGGCCGCUGCGAAAACCAUACGUGUGUGGUUCAUCAAAGUGAGGAAGAUGAAGGCCAUUUAUCACACCCUGAACCUCUGUAACAUCGAUGUUACACAGAAGUGUUUGAUCGCUGAGGUCUGGUGUCCCGUUUCUGACCUCGAUUCCAUUCAAUUUGCUCUGCGGAGGGGAACAGAACGGAGUGGUUCCACAGUUCCUUCCAUCUUGAACCGAAUGCAGACCAAACAGACUCCACCUACUUUCAACAAGACCAACAAGUUCACCUCGGGAUUCCAGAACAUCGUGGAUGCUUACGGCAUCGGAACCUACCGAGAGAUCAACCCAGCACCAUACACAAUCAUUACGUUCCCGUUCCUGUUUGCCGUCAUGUUUGGGGACAUGGGUCACGGCAUGCUGAUGACAUGUGCGGCACUUUACCUGGUCAUCAGAGAGACACGUCUGCUCGCCCAGAAGAGUGACAAUGAGAUGUUUAACAUGAUUUUUGCUGGACGUUAUAUCAUUCUUUUGAUGGGGAUAUUCUCAGUCUACACAGGACUGAUCUACAAUGACUGCUUCUCCAAGUCCCUCAACAUGUUCGGCUCAAGCUGGAGUGUGCGGCACAUGUUUUUCCCCAAGGGGAACUGGACGUUUGAGACUCUGGAUGGUAACUCAGUUCUUCAGUUAGACCCUGCUGUUCCUGGCGUGUUUGGUGGCCCUUAUCCUCUGGGCAUUGACCCCAUCUGGAAUGUUGCCACAAAUAAGCUGACGUUCCUGAACUCCUUUAAGAUGAAGAUGUCUGUAAUCCUGGGUGUCAUUCACAUGGUGUUUGGAGUCUCGCUGUCCCUCUUCAAUCACCUGUACUUCAAGAAGCCUUUGAACAUUUUCUUUGGUUUCAUUCCUGAGAUUGUGUUCAUGUGCAGUCUGUUUGGUUAUCUGAUCCUGCUCAUCUUCUACAAGUGGACGGCUUAUGAUGCAGUGACAUCUAAAGAUGCUCCCAGUCUACUGAUUGCUUUCAUCAACAUGUGUCUUUUCAACUACAACGAUCCUACCAACAAACCAUUGUACAGAGGACAGCUGGGGAUUCAGUCUCUGUUGGUGGUGAUAGCUCUGGCGUGUGUGCCGUGUAUGCUGGUGGUGAAGACUAUGGUCCUGCGCCGUCAGUACCUGUGGAAGAAGCACCUGUCCCAGAUGAGGGAGGCAAGACCUGCAGAGAAUCUAGAAACUUUAGAGCAGAAAGGCACCAGCUCACCCACCGGACUCACCCAACAGGGCACGCAGAAGUUCGGUGGCAUCCGGGUGGGAAACGGGCCUACAGAAGACGAGGCGGAGAUCAUUGACCACGACCAGCUCUCGCAGCACUCAGAGGAAGGAGACGAGCAUUCAGAGGAAGAACCGUUUAACUUUGGAGAUGUGGCAGUUAAUCAGGCCAUUCACACUAUAGAGUACUGUCUGGGCUGCGUCUCCAACACUGCCUCAUACCUGCGGCUCUGGGCCCUUAGUUUGGCUCAUGCUCAGUUGUCUGAGGUUCUAUGGGGAAUGGUGAUGCAUUUUGGACUGUCCUCGAGGAGUGGCGGUGGAUUCUUUGGCUUAUCGAUCAUUUUCGCUGCCUUUGCCACACUGACAGUGUGUAUCCUACUCAUCAUGGAGGGACUGUCUGCAUUUCUGCAUGCUCUGCGCUUACAUUGGGUGGAGUUCCAGAACAAGUUCUACGUAGGACAGGGCUUCAAGUUUGUCCCGUUUUCCUUCGAGAGUAUUCUGGAGGGUCGAUUUGAUGAAUGAGCUACUACAGCUUUCUCAAAUAUCAUCAAUUCCCACUCCUGCAUGGAUCCUGUCUCACCCUGUCCCCUUCAGGAGCAGUGCUGUCUGGUGAUGUGUUUGUAAGAUGUGACCCCUAACCUAUGCACAUUGGGUGUUUUUGAGAUGUGCUGUGUUCUGUAAGCCUUUCUGCCAGAUUUAUAACCCCACUUUAUGUAAACAGUCCUUCAAAACAGUGGGUUAACUGUAAUAGAUGUUGCAAUGUUAAAAAUGUGUAAAGGAGUGUAAAUCUAGAUUGAACAGUUUAAUUAAUUAUUUUAAAUAAUGACACAAACUGCACUCAAAAACUGGCUUUCCACACUGCUCUUGACCCUGGGUUAUCAGCAUUCUAAACUUUGACCCCAGAUAAAGGUAUGUUUUACACUAAUUUAAAAGCGAGGUUAGCACUAGACUGCGUUUGCAAACUUGAGCAAUGUGAAACAAUGCUGUAUUAGAAUAUUAUGGAUAGAUGCUUAGCUGCAGAUACCCAAUCGUGCUUCAUAUUCACAUACUUUGGACAGUCAUGGAAACAUUGCACAUUGUAUAAACAGUGAUUUCAGCAUUUGAGAGAAAAUAAUAUCAACUGAUGAUACAAAACAUAUGAACUGAAGUACCCUACAAUAUAUAAUAUGAGGAUGAGCCAUGCUAGAACUGUGCCAAAUUCUUCUAGUCAAGAGCAGCCUUAAUCUGAUUAAUUGCUAACCUUGGCUAAAUUAUAAGCAGUUUAAAACAUGGAACAAGAUAACCCAGGAUUCCAUUUACCUGGCAUUUAGAAUGACCCAGGGUUAACUAUUUCAAGUGUGAAAAGCCCUAAAGAGCGAUAUCCAACUAAUGCAGGAGUGUCCAUUCCUGUGUCUGGAUGGCCAGUGUUGUGCAAAAUGUAGCUCCACCCAACUCCAACAGGUUGGAAUUUUCUUGUGACCCUGAAGACUUUGAUUAGCUGGUUCAGGUGUGUUUAAUUAGGGUUGGAGCUAAACAGGAGGUGUUUCUCAAUGUCAAGGAAGGAUCCUCGGAAGCCAGUAUUUCGAGGAUGCUACGUCAUCGACAUCCGUCGAAGGACUGUUCCAAUGUCGAGGAUCCUCGGAAUUUCAACCAAGGACUGAGUCCUUCAUUCGAAAAAUAUGCCAUACACAGGAAAGGAUGCAUAUGUGUAUCCUUCGCGCUCUCAAAUCACCCACAAUCCUAUGCGCACUGCUUUGCUAUCUUGUUCAAAAAUUCAAGUCGGAGUGUUAACCGUUUUUAUUUACGUUACCAAACAUUUGUUAGAACUGUAGUAAAUAUAAGUAAAGUUUAACGUUUAAAUGCCAGUACAAAUUACUACCAUAUUGAUAUUGUAAAUUAUACAAAUACAAAUGGUUAACUGAACCGGACCUGUCAUUCAACAAUUGUUAACUUGGUUGCGUCAUCGGCAUUUCUUUUAUAAAUAACUAGUUAAGUUUUCCAAAGUAAUUUAAUGAUACCAUUCACAGCGUUAUUCAAUGACGCAAUUACGUGCACUUGCUAGCCUGUUCCAUUUACGUGUUCUCCGAAUGCUAAAGAGGAGUCUUGCCUAGCCUCUGAAGGAAGUGACUUGGAAGGAUCAGUCCUACCAAGGAAGUAUCCUUGACAUUGAGAAACGACUAGGGUUGGACCCCCCUGAGCAAAUAAUAUAUUGUUGACCAGUGGUUCCCAAACAUAUUCCUGGAGUACAUUUUCAAGACAAAAGUCUCCUUUACUGACACACCCAUUUCAGGUCAUGGAGUCGCUACUAAUGAAAUAAUGGCAUGAAUCAGGUGUGAUUGAUUAAGGACACGUGUAAAAUUUGCAGUGUUGGGUGUCCAGAAAUGUGGCUGAGAACCGCUGUUGUAGAGUAGAGCAAAAUUACAUGAAAAUGUCUUGGUUUUAAAUUCUCUGAUUCCCAGAUAAACCAUGAAACCUGUAUUUACAUCUAAAAACAUCAAAAUGUAAACAUCAGCUUUUUCUGCUGAUGUUAUUCUGCACCUAUUGUUUCUCUCCACAAACCUUUAUUUUUGUGUUGUUUUGAAGAGGCAGAUGAAGUAGAUGGUUUCAGGGAUCAUCUUGUUAAACUUAAUUGAAAAAAUAUGUAACCUUGAUCCCACAUUGAUAAAAAGUAGCUAGUCAGAAAAACCAACAACAUUUUGCAGAAUAAAGGUUAACAUCCUGUUACUGAGUAGACAACAGUGGAUAUCAUAAGUCUCUUGAGGCAGCUAUAAAAGGUGUUAAUGUUUGGUGGACUGUCUUUGGCUGUCUUGCUUAACAGUAAAACAUAUCAACAUGGAAAUAAAUUAUAAAAAAAAAUACUUUAUCUGUUUUAUUUGUUGCUGUUUAUUGUUUUGCUGUGGUGCAAGUAUUUUACAUGCAGAAGAGAGUGUUUGUGCAUGAACAUAGAUUUCAGUGAGGACUAUACAAUGAGUCAAAUGUGUCUCUGUUGUUGUAAAACCCUGUUCAUCCUAAAUCAGACAAUUAAAGAUCUGGGGAGAAUAAA